Messenger RNA from Gymnodraco acuticeps, 1445 nucleotides. Its product is annotated as E3 ubiquitin-protein ligase ARIH2-like. The coding region runs from base 148 to 1092 and encodes 314 amino acids. The transcript is spliced from 4 exons. The record is from RefSeq and is a predicted model, not a curated record. Lineage: Eukaryota; Metazoa; Chordata; Actinopteri; Perciformes; Bathydraconidae.
GCAUGAAGUGGGUAACAGCAAUUGCAAAUGAUCCUAUUAUAAGAAUAAUAAAAAAAACACUCCACCUCUCCUGUAACUCUACGUCACGUGACUUCGUGGAAUUUAAAGCAGGUCAGCCAGUCAUGAUUGUUUGAUAAAGCAUUCAACAUGGGAGGCAAACUCUCAGCUCCACGCAGAGAGAGAAUACAUGAAAGGCAGUGGACUGAUGUCUUUGAGACUCACGAAGAAGAUGUCUCAGGAUUUAAUGAAAGAUUCGUAGGCUGUGAAGAUGAGUUGAGCUCUGGAGAAAUCAGCUGUACCGUAGUAGAAGAGAAAUGUUACGACCCUCAAGACGCCACUCUUACAUUUGUGGAGGGAGAUGAUGAUUUAGAUUUUUUGUGUGAGGACUAUAAGUCUCUCAGAGCGAAGAUGUCCUGCGGCCAUGCUGUUACUCCGAUGUCUCUCACCAUCUGGUGUCGCCAUUUGCUGGACAGUGGCAAGUGCAAUUUUGUGUGUGGUCAAACUGACUGCGAUGUCGAGUGGCCCUUCGAGGAGGUGUACAAAAUGGCUCUCCUGACUGAAGAAGAAGUGGAAUACUUUGAGAAGACAGUGUUCAGUAACGCUGGCAAGGAUUACCUGGGCGUCAAAUCAUGUCCUGGUUGCAGUUCUCGUGUGGUAAGAAGUGACCUCCAUGACCUCUGUGUCCAAUGCCCAGUGUGCACAGCCAGGAGAAGGCGGCGUUAUAAAUUCUGCUGGCAGUGUUUGAAGAAAUGGAAAGGUCCGGCUCCCCGUUCAGACCGCUGUGCAAAUAGAGACUGCCAGAACCCACUGGACAUACUGAGAAACUGCCCAGACAUCUCCUUUGAGGACGUGGAGGGGGUCUCCGGCUGCCCCUCCAUCCGGGCCUGUCCCACCUGUGGUUUGCUGUUGGAGCACAACAGAACCCAAUGUAAAAACGUGUUCUGUGCCCGCUGUAAAGUGGAGUUCUGUUUCGUCUGCCUGAAGCUCACUGAAGAGUGUGUGGAUGAGGACGACAUAUCCUCCUUUUACAGACUUUGUCCCAGUGGUGUAGCACCGAGGCAGACCUCCGUACCCGUGUGGCAGAGGACAUGACUCUUAUAAUAACAACUUUAAAAAUAUUUAAAAUGGUCUUCAGAAUCACCAUAACUGUUAUUACCUAGAAAACCUCUUACCUGCUUUCUUUCUCAAACCCCAAAUUAUGACUAACAUGUUGCCUAUUAUGAUUUUUUUAAUAUUUAACAUUCUUUGUAUUCUAUACUUUGUUUUCUUUUUAAUUUAGUGAGAGACAAUUAAUAAUAAUAACAAAUAAUGAUAUGUAACAUUUGUUGAUUUAACAAGGUUGGCAGUGCACAAGGGGGAAGAUAUGCAUACAUACAUUGAGUAUGUACUAACAGCAAAAACAUGGAUGGGAUGAAAGCUAAAUAAAAAGGGACGUGUUCAAGGUA